AAACAAUCCGUUGUGGCGGUUGUGGUUUUUCGUCUGGCUUCCUAGAACAGGCGUGCGUGCGCGAAACGCGAUCGUUGAACGGUGAAGUAUAAAGCCAGCAAUCAAUCAGGAGGUGCCGGUAGGUUUAGUAAUAAAGCAACGCCAUGCACGCCAUGUUCUCCAAUCAUCCGAUCGGGUUGCUGCCGGUGGAGCAGAACUACGACGCAAGCAAACCGUCGAUCCGUAAGUUUUUCGCUGGGCGAGACAUUUUCGUGACCGGCGGAACCGGCUUCAUGGGAAAGGUGCUGAUUGAGAAACUCAUCCGCUCAUGCUCCGAGCUCGAUCAUAUUUUUGUGCUGAUACGCGAGAAGAAGCAACGGUCGGUGGCCGAGCGCAUCGCGGAAAUGCAGCAAUUACCGCUAUUUGACAAGCUGCGCCAGGAGGCGCCACAUCUCCUCGUCAAGAUGGUACCGGUGCGGGGCGAUGUCUCACUGAUCGGGCUUGGCCUGUCCGCUGAAGACCGGGACCGUAUGCAGAGUGUCUCGGUUAUUUUUCACGUGGCGGCCAGCGUGCGAUUCGACGAUCCGCUGAAGUCCGCGAUCCUGCUGAAUACCCGUGGUACCCGUGAACUGGUCCGCUUCGCCGAGCAGCUACCGAACUUGCGCGUCCUGAUGCACAUUUCGUCCACUUACUCGAACCCAGACCGGUACGUCAUCGAGGAGGAGGUGUAUCCGGCGUACGCCGAUUGGCGCGAAACGAUCAGGAUCGCGGAGGAGUUCGACGAACAGACGCUCGACGUGCUGGCACCAAAGUACAUGGGCUUCCUGCCGAACACGUACGUCUUUACCAAAAGCCUAGCGGAGCAGAUUGUACACGAGUACAGGGACCGCCUGCCAAUGAUCCUGUUCCGCCCGUCGAUCGUCAUCUCGUCGAUGAAAGACCCCAUACCGGGGUGGAUGGACAACUUCAACGGACCGGUUGGGCUGCUGGUAGGCUGCGGUAUCGGCAUCUGCCGCACCAUGUACUGCGACCCGAACAACAUCGCCGACUUUACCCCGGUCGACGUGUGCAUAAAGGCGAUGAUAGUGGCAGCCUGGAAGCGGGGCACCGAGCCAGCGGCCCGGAGUGAGAGUGUUAAGCUUGAGCUGCCAAUCUACAACUGCUGCAUCUCCAACCUGCGCAACUCCACCAUGUCGCAGAUCGUUGAAAUGGGGCGCUUGCUGUCGGAUGAAAUACCGCUGGACAAGUGCAUUUGGGCACCGGGCGGGGGAAUUACACAGAUUCGCAUACACAACUUGUUCCGCGUGCUGCUGUACCACAUACUGCCCGCCAUCCUUAUCGAUGGAGUUUUUCGCCUGAUGGGGCAGAAGCCAUUCCUGGCAAAAUUGCAGCGCAAAAUUUAUACCGCCAACGUGGCACUGGAGUACUUCAUUCUAAACAACUGGGACUUUAAGAACGGCAACUUUAUACGCUUGGCAUCAGAAAUCAAGCCAGAGGACAAUAAGGAUUUCUACUAUCGCGACUUCAUCGAGUUCGAUGUCACGCUGUACUUCCGGAAUUGCAUACUCGGAGCCCGGCGGUACUUACUGAAGGAGAAGGACGAAAACAUCCCGAAGGCGCUAGUGCACUUGCGACGAAUGAAGUUGCUCGAUAAGGUGUGCAAAACGAUCAUCAUAGUCACGUUCUUCUACAUCAUAUUAAUCCAGUUCGACCUGCUCGGUAUGAUAUUGCAUCUGACCGGUUACACGUCAUCGUACGCAGCCGAGCUAGGAUGUAAGUGAUUUAAGUCAGCUAUAGGUAACACGUUGUUUACGGGACGACCAAAAAUGUAGACAUAUAUUGCGUUGCUGUGUGUCGUAUUUGUACAAUUGAAAGGAAUAUUAAAUGUGUGAAGGAAUACAAAAUAGUUUGCCCAUUUUCUGCGACCUUCAGCUUUAUUAUAUACUGAAUAGUUCAUUAUGUAUGCAAUGUAUCAAAUUCAUUAAGGCAUCUCAUGGUAGUGUUAAGGUUGCACCCGCUUCAUUGGAUUUUCGAGGGUUCUCUAGUAUGCUCUAAAAGCUACGCUAAAUACGGUAACCCUGAUAAUCACAAAUCACUCAAUGAUAAGUAUAGUAAAUACUCAGUUAGAAGGAAAUAUCGGCUAUUACUGCCCAACGUCUUUCAAAGUUCUCAAUAAUUCAAAAGAAAAAAAAGUAAAUACUCAGUUUCUUCC
This is a messenger RNA of Anopheles bellator, 2191 nucleotides long. Its product is annotated as putative fatty acyl-CoA reductase CG5065. Gene Ontology annotation, molecular function: alcohol-forming very long-chain fatty acyl-CoA reductase (NADP+) activity. Gene Ontology annotation, biological process: long-chain fatty-acyl-CoA metabolic process. The transcript is spliced from 6 exons. Lineage: Eukaryota; Metazoa; Arthropoda; Insecta; Diptera; Culicidae. Gene Ontology annotation, cellular component: peroxisome. The coding region runs from base 144 to 1760 and encodes 538 amino acids. The record is from RefSeq and is a predicted model, not a curated record.